Messenger RNA from Dictyostelium discoideum AX4, 2979 nucleotides. RefSeq lists its product as hypothetical. The transcript is spliced from 4 exons. Bases 1 to 2979 code for a protein of 992 amino acids. Gene Ontology annotation, biological process: GPI anchor biosynthetic process. Lineage: Eukaryota; Evosea; Eumycetozoa; Dictyosteliales; Dictyosteliaceae. The record is from RefSeq and is a predicted model, not a curated record. Gene Ontology annotation, cellular component: membrane.
AUGUCAUCGAGUCAUCCAUCCACACCACCUUUGACAUUUUCAACGUCAACACCUUUACCAACGACAACAGGACAAAUAUCAUCAUCAUCAAAUAUAUCAACAACAACAGCAACAACAACAACAACAUGUUCAACACCAAUAUCAACAAACAAUAUAAAUAAUCCAAUCUCUGUAAAUUACAUAUCACCAAUACAACAAAAUAAACCAUACACUAAAAUAUUUUGGCCAAAUCGAUGUACAGACCAAAAAUCAGGUUAUUUAAUUGGUUUAAAUACUCGUAGUUUUGUAGUUUGUGUGGUUGAUAUUGUAACUGAUGUACCAUUAAAUGAAUUAGAAGUUAUAUUAAAUAAAAUGAAAUUUGAUAGAAGAAUGUUAGGUUGCCCAUUAGGAUAUACACCAAGAAUUUUAGGAGAAUGGAUUGGAAAAGAUAAGAAUAUUGAAAUACCAUUACCACCAAAGAAUUUACAAGAAUCUGAUAUUUGGAUAUCAAUGGAACGUACAGAAUCAGGUGACCCCUAUUUACGUAAAAUCUAUUGUAAUGAAUAUAAAAUUCAAACAUCUUCUCAAUUAGUAAUGUAUGAUGAUACACCACCUUAUUAUUAUACGUCAAUACCAAUUAAAUUUGAAUCAAUGUUAUCUUUAGUUUCAAAAGGUAAUAAAUCAUCAUUAUCCUCUUCAAAUUCUUCAAAAAUUACAAAAACAAAUAAUUCUGUAUUUGCACCAUCAUCAUCAUCAUCAUCCUCCUCCUCAUCACCAAAUGAUCCACCAUCACCAAAUUCAUCUAAAAAACAAAUUGGAUCAGAGUUAGAAUCAACAUUUAAACAAAUUAAUUGUUCAUAUGAUAUUAAAACUAUACUUCAAGAGACAAUUCAAAAACAUUUUCAAUUUAAAUUAUUAAGACAACAAAAAUUAGAAGAAUUACAAAGACAAGAACAAGAACAAAAACUAGCACAAAGACAACAACAACAACAACAGCAAUCAAGAGAUAAUCAAACAAAAGAUUCAGAUACUGAUACAGAACCACAAUCAUUCUUUUCAAAAACUUUAUUCACGCUUAGAUUUAGAAAGAAUAAUAAUAAUAAUAGUAAUAAUAAUAAUAAUAAUAAUAAUAAUAAUAAUAAUAAUAAUAAUAAUAAUAAUAAUAAUAAUAAUAAUAAUAAUAAUAAUAAAAAAUUAGAACAAGAUAAUAAAAUGAAAACUUCACCGCCCAUAUCAACUACUAAUAAUAUAUCACCAAGUAAAAGUAACGCAAAUAAUAAUAUUAAUAAUAAUAAUAAUAAUAAUAAUAAUAAUAAUAAUAAUAAUAAUAAUAAUAGUAAUAAUAGAAACCAAGAAAAGAAAACUAUUAAAGAUAUUUUAUAUAGACCAAUUUAUUUUUUCAUUUGGUUCGUUCAAAUAUUUUCAAGGUUAUUAGAAAGAAUUUUAUAUAUAUCAACACCAUUUAUUUAUAGUGGUUGUAAAUUAAAAGAUAUAACCACAUUUGGUACACAUUUAGAUAAUAGAAUAUUUCAAGUAAAACAACUAUCAAAACAAUGGGAAUCAUUAAAAAAGAAAACUUAUUGGAUUAAUAAUAAUGAUGAUAGAUCAUCUUAUAUCGAAUUUCAUAAUAGCGCAUGGUUAAUAUUUAAUGAUAUAUUAUUAGGUAUAGGUGCAGGAUUAUUAUUAAACUUUUUUAGUGGUCAUGUACUUGAUUUAAUUGGUAAAUUAAACUUUUUCUUAAAUAACGAUAUGUUAAAGUCUUUAAUAUUAUGGUUAAUGGGUUGGCCAGGUGGUUUCAAAUUAAAUGAAAAUUUAGAUAAAUUCUUUGGUAGAUUAAUUUUAUAUUAUAUUGAUAAAUGGAAUUUAAUUACAACAACUAUAUCACCACAUGGAGAACUAUUUUUACAAAUUGUUUGUCUAAGUGGUAUAAUGGGAUUAUCAUUUUUAAUUAGUGUUGUAAUUGAUUUAUUUUAUAUAUUCACAUUACAUAUAUCAGUGUUUUAUAGUGUUUCAGCAAGAUUUUAUUUACUUCAAAUGUUAUUAUUGAAAUCAUUAUGGAAUUUAUUUAGAGGUGUCAAAUUUAAUCCCUUAAGAAAGAGAACCGAUCAUUGUGAUUUCGAUGUUUAUCAAUUACUAUUGGGUACACUAUUAUUCACUUUAAUCUUUUUCUUAUUCCCAACAACUGCAAUCUAUUAUUUCUUUUUCGCCGUAUUCAAAUCUGGCGUAAGUUUGGUUAUGGCCAUCUUUGCUUUAUUAUUACACUUUUUAAAUACCUUCCCAUUAUUUAAUUUAGUGGUCUUCUUUAUUGAUAGUAGGUAUUUACCAGGUGGUGUUAUCUUUGAUUUUAAGAAAAAAGAUAUGGUUACAAUUCAAAAUAAUUUUAAUAUAUCCGAUCAACAUGAUCAAUUACAAGAUCAUUCACAAUUAAUUCAACAAAGUGAUCAAGAUGAACAACAACAAUCACAACAACAACAACAACAACAACAACAACAACAACAACAACAACAACAACAACAACAACAACAACAACAACAACAACAACAACAACAACAACAACAACAACAACAACAACAACAACAACAACAACAACAACAACAACAAUUACAUAAUAUAAAUUCACCAAUAUUACCAACAUGUAAUAAUAGUAUUAAUAAUAACAAUAAUAGUAAUAUUAAUAAUAAUAAUAAUAAUAAUAGUUUAUCAUCACCACCAAUUAUACAACAUGUUAGAAAUUUAAGUGGAACAUUAAUAUCAAAUUCAAAUGGUCUAAACUCUUCAACCAAUUCACAUAAAAGAAAUUUAAGUCAAUCAUCGGCAUCACCAAUACCAAGAAUUUCGACCCAAUUAGAAAUUACCUAUUUCUCAAUUAAAAUUAAACCUGCAAAUUUAUCAACUUUCUUUUUACCAACUAUUCAAUUAAUUCAAAAUACUGUUUCAACUUAUCAUCCAUUGAAAUUAUCAAAAUGUUUCUUUAUGGGAAAACCUUUAAAUAAGAUUUAA